AUGUUGUCCACCAUUGAAUACUGCGCUUCUGUGACACCUGAACCGUAUGAACCUGCCCCAACGCCCAAAGGUAUUUGGCCUGAAGACCUAGAGGCUUUUUAUGAUGAGCAGGAUGUUGCGGAGAAGGCUAGGGAGGAUGCCGUGGAGGCCCAUGAGGCCUGGAAGGCACAGAAGCAAAAGGAGGAAAAGAGGUGGGCUCUGGAGUUAGAACAGAGAGGAAAGUUGUGGAGGCCAAAGCAAGGAAGGAGAGGGAGGAGCAGGAGGCCUAUGGAGAAGAAAUGGCAAGAGGAGACAGAGGCUAAGGCAAAGGCAGAGGCGGCCACCAUGGAGCAGCAGAGGUUGGAAGAGGAGGCCAGGGCCUUGGAGGAAAGAAAGGCCGCAGAGAAGAAGAAGUUAGAAGGUGAGGCCAAGGCCAAGGCUUUGGUGGAAGCUAGGAAGGCCAUGGAGGCAGAGAAGGAGAAGGAGAAGAGGCUACGGACAUUUCGAGGAAGCUGUAAGAUCAAGUCUAGUGCAGUGGUGGUCAGUGGGGAAGAGGAGGUCAUGGGGCCAUCGGGAAGGCCUUUGAAGAAAUUGAAGACUGAGCCUGAGAUGCAGGUGGAUGAUGAAGAAUAUAAGGGUAAUGAGCAUUGUGGUCGUUGUAAGGCAGACGACGUGAAGUGUUUUAUCCGCUGCAGGCGCACUUGCGAGCAAUCCAGGGUGAAGGGUCAGGAUCCACUGGGAUCCUAUGAGGUUGUGUACUUGUUGCAACAACUUUGUGACAAGAUGGACAACUUCCAGGAAGGUUUGGAAAGGGUAGAGGGGAAGGUUGACUUCCUCGGAAGCUGGGUUGAUAACCUUGUGGACGACUUCCAUGAGGGCGACACACUGGAAUGGCCCUCAGGUUUCGUUGAUGAGGAGUUUAGGGAGGAAUGGGCAGUGUCCAAGGCUGAGCUUGGGAACCUCAAGAACAUGUGGAAUGCCCACAUGAUGGGUACCAAAUCCCUCAACACUGUGGAUCCCUUCAAGGUCACCAACAUGCAAGUUUGGUAUGGCUGUCUCGGGAAAGACGGUCUUCAAUUGGCCAUCAAACAGUCGCGAUCCAUUUCUUGGACACAAGGGACAAGUUCUAUGCACUCGGAGGCUGUCAGAUUGAGUGGGCGUUGUGGAAGAGAUUUUGCGAUUUUACAUCCGUUUAUGCAAUCUACAAGCAGUACAGAGAGCUACAGUGGAGGCUUCGUGCUGGUAGCUAAAUACUACAUAAAGAAUGAAGGCACGGCAGUACAGAACAGACUUAGAAACAAUGUCUCGAAGAGUCAAUUCUACCAGCCAUCAACACGCCAAGCUAAGCCCCUACCUAAACAAGACUAUUACAGUCAAAUCUCGGGGACUCGUCUGUAUGAGUAUAAAAACCAAGAAGUUGAAGAAUGGAAUGAACUAGAUGCCUUUCGAUCACGAUCAGUGGAUUACAUCCUCGAGAUCCUGCGCAGUACCACAGUAUUCCAUACAUACGGCAUGCGGCAAGCCUUGCAGACAGAAGAAGGAGCACCCAUGGACUAG
This is a messenger RNA of Desarmillaria tabescens, 1536 nucleotides long. RefSeq lists its product as uncharacterized. The transcript is spliced from 8 exons. Lineage: Eukaryota; Fungi; Basidiomycota; Agaricomycetes; Agaricales; Physalacriaceae. The record is from RefSeq and is a predicted model, not a curated record. The coding region runs from base 1 to 1536 and encodes 511 amino acids.